AUGGCGGACCAAAAUAUUUCGCAGUACAAGUACUCGGCGAUGUCCAACCUGGUUCUCCAGGCGGACCGUCGUUUCAUCAGCCGCGUCAACGAUGAACCCACCGGAGACCCGGAGUCUCUCGCAGGCCGCAUUGGAAUCCGAGAGAUGGGCGGCCAGGUAGCGCGCGACCAUGCGCCCAAGUCGAAAAAGAAGGCAGUCGGCCCAACAGAUAUUGAGCGCGGCAGCAUCCGUGAAGGUGAAGACGUGCUUUUGCGGGAACAGAAAAAGCGCCUGCGCGGUCAGCCAGCGCAGCAACGAGGCCAAGGCAUCCUUUCUGCCGCCGAUGCUCUCGUUGAAGGCUUGAAAUAUCGCCCUCGGACACCCGCCACACGAGCCACGUACGACCUUAUCCUUACGAUCACCGGUGGCCAUUUGGGCGAUGUCCCGCACGAAGUCGUUCGCAGUGCCGCCGACGCCGUCUUGGAAUACCUGAAGGAUGAAGAAAUGAAGGACUUUGACAAAAAGAAAGAGAUCGAUGAUCUUCUGGGUAGCUCAAUGAACCCGAAAGAGUUCAACGAGCUCGUCAAUCUGGGCAAAAAGAUUACGGACUACGAAGCCCAAGAUGAAGAUGAAGAAAUGGAAGGCGGCAUGGAGGAAGAGGGCGCUGAACUCGAUGAGCGCCAAGGUGUCGCCGUUGUCUUCGAUGAGGAGGAUGAGGAUGAUGAUCGCAUGGGUACCGUCGACGAAAUCCGAGACGAUGACGAGCUCACCGAUGAGGAAGAGGCUGAUGAGGAAGAUCGACCUGAUCUUGAAGCUGCUCAGGACCUUGAGGAUGGUGAUGAAAUGAUCAUUGACGGUGGCAUGGCUCGGGGUGAUAAGACACAGGAUAAAACCGGGCUGAAUGUCCCUGCUCGUGAAAUUGACGCCUACUGGCUGCAGCGUCAGAUCGGCGCCUUAUACUCGGAUGCCCACACCCAGCACGAGAAAGCUCGUGACGCGCUCGCAAUUCUGGGUGGCACCGCGGAGGAUGGCACUCUACGCCCAUUGCGCGACGUCGAGAAUGACUUGAUGGAGCUUUUUGAUUACGACCAUCCCGACCUCGUUGCCAAGUUAGUCACCAAUCGCGACAAGGUCGUCUGGGUGACCCGGUGGCGAAGAGUCGCCGAGGAUGCCGAUGCCCGCAACCUCGUAGAGAGUGAGAUGGUUGAGACGGGCCACCGAGCAAUCUUGGAUGAAAUCCGUGGCAAAACUCGAGAUGAACUUGCGGACCGGCCCGAAAAGAAGAUCAAGCUCGACCUGAUGGAUGUCGAUGUUCCUUCAGGACCGGCAGAAGAGAAGCCUGCUGCUGCUGCGGACGGUGGAUUGGUCGGCGGUUUGCAGCCGCAACGGCUGAUCAACUUGGAAAACCUUGUUUUUCAUCAGGGCAACCAUCUCAUGACCAACCCCAAUGUCAAACUACCCCAGGGUUCUACGAAACGGACGUUCAAGGGGUACGAGGAAAUCCAUGUUCCACCACCCAAAGCCAAGAAAGAGGCCGGCGAGAAGAAUAUCCCGACCACUGAAUUGCCUGAUUGGGCGCGUGUCGGAUUUGGCAGCUCCAAGGAAUUAAAUCGGAUCCAAACCAAGUGUUACCCGUCAGCCUUCCACGACGAUGGCAACCUGCUUGUUUGCGCUCCCACGGGAUCUGGGAAGACCAACGUCGCUAUGCUCACUAUUCUUCGAGAAAUUGGCAAGAACCGCAACCCCGAAACAGGAGAGGUUAUGCUCGAUGAUUUCAAGAUCGUGUACAUCUCCCCCUUGAAGGCUCUGGUGCAAGAACAGGUCGGAAACCUUGGCAAACGUCUCGAGCCCUAUGGGAUUAGGGUCGCCGAGCUUACAGGAGAUCGACAACUCACCAAGCAGCAAAUCGCCGACACUCAAGUCAUUGUCACCACCCCUGAAAAGUUCGAUGUCAUCACGAGAAAGGCCUCGGAGACCAGCUACACCAGACUCGUCCGUCUCAUCGUCAUCGAUGAAAUUCAUUUGCUUCACGAUGAUCGUGGUCCGGUAAUUGAGAGCAUUGUCAGCCGGACAAUCCGCCGGGUUGAGCAGACCGGAGACCCAGUGCGGAUUGUUGGUCUCAGCGCUACUCUUCCGAACUACCGUGAUGUCGGCAACUUUUUGCGAGUUGAUCCUGUCAAGGGUCUGUUCCAUUUCGAUGGCUCUUAUCGGCCUUGUCCGCUCAAGCAGGAGUUUAUUGGUGUCACCGACAAAAAAGCAAUCAAGCAGCUCAAGACGAUGAACGAUAUCUGCUACAACAAGGUCAUGGAGCAAGUCGGCCAGCGCCGGAACCAAAUGCUUAUUUUCGUCCACUCCAGAAAGGAAACGGCAAAGACUGCCAAAUACAUCAGGGACAAGGCUCUUGAGAUGGAAACCAUUGGUCAGAUCCUGCGCAGUGAUGCGGCCAGCCGCGCUAUUCUGUCAGAGGAAGCUGAAUCUGUCGAUGAUCCAUCUUUGAAGGAUCUCUUGCCUUACGGACUCGGUAUUCAUCACGCUGGUCUGAGUCUGGCAGAUCGUGAUUCCGUCCAGGCUCUGUUCGCCGAUGGCAGUAUUCAGGUUCUCGUGUGUACAGCAACUCUGGCUUGGGGUGUCAACCUUCCCGCGCAUACCGUCAUUAUCAAGGGGACCCAGGUUUACUCUCCCGAGAAGGGUAGUUGGGUGGAACUGAGUCCUCAAGAUGUUCUGCAGAUGCUCGGCCGAGCUGGCCGACCUCAAUACGAUACAUUCGGCGAAGGUAUUAUCAUCACAUCACAAGCCGAGAUCCAAUACUACCUCUCGCUCCUGAAUCAGCAACUGCCUAUUGAAUCACAGUUGGUCAGCAAACUUGCGGACAAUCUGAACGCUGAAGUCGUACUUGGAAAUGUUCGCACCCGUGACGAGGGUGUUGAGUGGCUUGGGUACACGUACCUCUAUGUUCGCAUGCUUCGCUCUCCAGGCUUGUACAGCGUCGGUGCCGACUACGAGAAUGACGAUGCCUUGGAACAGAAGCGAGUUGAUCUCAUUCACUCGGCUGCCGUUAUUCUUGAAAGAGCCGGGCUCCUCAAGUAUGAGAAGAAAACGGGGCGUCUCCAGUCGACUGAGCUUGGACGGAUCUCCUCGCACUACUACAUCGGACACAAUUCGAUGUUGACCUACUCCCAGCACAUACAGCCCUCCAUCACCACCAUCGAGCUCUUCCGCAUCUUCGCCCUGAGUGACGAAUUCAAGUACAUCCCUGUUCGCCAAGAUGAGAAGCUCGAGCUUGGCAAGCUUCUGGGUCGCGUGCCGGUUCCCGUCAAGGAGACAAUCGAUGAGCCCCAUUGCAAGAUUAAUGUCCUGCUGCAGGCCUAUAUCUCGCGACUUAAGCUUGAAGGUCUUGCGCUGAUGGCAGAUAUGGUUUAUGUCACUCAGUCCGCGGGGCGUAUCAUUCGAGCCAUUUUCGAGAUCUGCUUGAAGAAGGGAUGGUCCUCGGUGGCCAAGACUGCCCUUGACCUCUGUAAGAUGGCCGAAAGACGCAUGUGGCCAACGAUGUCCCCGCUACGUCAGUUCCCAGGCUGCCCGCGGGAUAUUCUGCAAAAGGCCGAGCGAAUCGAUGUGCCGUGGGCCAGCUAUUUCGAUUUGGACCCCCCUCGCAUGGGUGAGCUUCUGGGCAUGCCCAAAGCUGGGCGCGUCGUCUGCGACCUUGUCUCGAAGUUCCCCCGCCUCGAGGUUCAGGCUCAAGUACAGCCCAUAACGCGGUCGAUGCUGCGAGUAGAGCUUACCAUCUCGCCGAAUUUCGUCUGGGAUGAUGCUGUCCACGGCACCGCGCAAGAUUUCUGGAUCCUCGUUGAAGACUGUGAUGGAGAGGAGAUCUUAUUCCACGACCGCUUUUUGCUGCGGAGGGAAUUUGCGCAGGCCGAGGUGAAUGAGCAUCUUGUCGAAUUCACGGUCCCGAUCACUGAGCCGAUGCCGCCCAACUACUUCAUCUCCUUGGUGUCUGAUCGUUGGAUGCAUUGCGAGACGAAGAUUGCAGUGUCUUUCCAGAAGUUGGUCCUUCCUGAGCGUUUCCCUCCCCACACACCGUUGCUCGAUAUGCAGCGUGCGCCAGUCAAAGCCUUAAAGCGCGCGGACUACCAGCAACUCUACCCUGAUUGGGAGCACUUCAACAAGAUCCAGACCCAGGUCUUCAAGUCCAUCUUCGACACUGACGACAACGUCUUUAUUGGUGCCCCAACUGGUAGCGGCAAGACGGUCUGCGCCGAAUUGGCCCUGCUCCGCCACUGGUCAUCGGAAGAGCGUGGCCGGGCUGUUUACAUCGCUCCCUUCCAAGAGUUGGUUGAUCAACGUCAUGCAGACUGGGAGAAACGACUAGGCAAGCUUGCUGGUGGUAAGACAAUUGUCAAGCUCAUUGGAGAGACAACGGCCGACCUGAGACUCCUUGAACGCGCCGACCUGGUCCUUGCCACACCUGCGCAGUGGGAUGUCCUGUCUCGUCAAUGGCAACGACGCAAGAAUGUUCAGACCGUGCAAUUAUUCAUCGCGGAUGAGCUUCACAUGCUUGGUGGCUACGGUGGAUAUGUGUAUGAAGUGGUCGUGUCUCGCAUGCAUUACAUUGCUCUCCAGACCGAGAACGAAAUGCGCAUCGUUGGCCUAAGUGUGCCCCUUUCAAACGCCCGUGACAUCGGCGAGUGGAUCGGUGCCAACAAGCAUACGAUCUACAACUUCAGUCCCCAUGCUCGCCCCGUGCCCCUGGAGCUUCACAUCCAGUCAUACACCAUCCCGCACUUCCCUUCUCUCAUGGUCGCAAUGGCCAAGCCUACCUAUCACUCGAUCCUACAGUUGUCUCCCGAUAAGCCAGCUCUCGUCUUCGUUCCCAACCGCAAGCAGACACGGUCAACCGCGAUGGAUCUUUUGGCGGCUUGUGCCAUGGACGACGACGAGGACCGCUUCUUGAACGCCGAUGUCGAUGAGCUGGCUCCAAUCCUUAGCCGUGUUCAAGAACAAACUCUCGCCACCUCGCUCUCUCACGGUAUUGGUUAUUACCAUGAGGCCUUGAGUCAGACUGACAAACGGAUCGUCUCGCAUCUGUUCACCAUUGGCGCCAUCCAAGUGCUGUUGGCCUCGCGUGAUGUCUGCUGGGAGCUGGAUCUCACUGCUCAUCUGGUGAUCGUCAUGAACACUCAAUUCUACGACGGCCGUGAGCACCGGUACAUCGAUUAUCCUAUUAGUGAGAUCUUGCAAAUGUUUGGCAAGGCUUCUCGUCCCGGUCAAGACAAGAGCGGCCGUGGUGUGUUGAUGGUACCGGCUGUUAAACGUGAGUACUACAAGAAGUUCCUGAACGAGGCACUGCCCGUCGAAAGUCAUCUGCAGGUGUACUUGCACGAUGCCUUUGUGACCGAAGUCAGCACGAAGACCAUCUCGUCGACGCAGGAUGCGGUCGAUUGGAUGACGUACACCUACUUCUACCGUCGUCUGCUUGCCAACCCAAGUUUCUACGGUCUAAGCGAUGUGAGCCAUGAAGGUCUGAGCACGUUCCUGUCGGAGCUCGUGGAGAACACACUGAAGGAACUGUCCGAAGCCAAGAUCAUUGACUUGGAUGAGGAAGAUGACACCGUUUCGCCAUUAAAUGCUGCUAUGAUUGGCACGUAUUACAACAUCUCCUUCAUCACUAUGCAGACCUUCUUGCUGUCUCUGUCGGCUCGCACAAAGCUCAAGGGCAUCUUGGAGAUUGUCACAUCGGCCACGGAGUUUGAGUCUAUCCAGAUGCGUCGUCAUGAGGAUCAUAUUCUUCGUCGUGUGUAUGAUCGCGUGCCCGUCAAGAUGUCAGAGGCUGCAUUCGACUCGCCUCACUUCAAGGCACUUGUCCUUCUCCAAGCGCACUUCUCCCGAAUGCAACUGCCCAUCGAUUUGGCCAAGGACCAAGAGGACAUUAUUCGCAAGAUUCUUAACCUGCUCAGCGCGUGUGUCGAUGUUCUUUCUUCUGAAGGUCACCUGAAUGCAAUGAACGCCAUGGAGCUGUCGCAAAUGGUGGUCCAGGCUAUGUGGGAUCGAGACAGCCCGCUCAAGCAAAUUCCUCACUUCGGCCCGGAGGCCAUCCAGGUGGCUAAUGAGUACAAUAUCAACGACAUCUUUGAAUUUAUGGAAGCCAUGAACCCUGGCGAGAACAAGGACUACGCGACGCUGGUCAAACGCCUGGGACUCAACAACAAACAGCUGGCGCAAGCAGCGGCCUUCACGAACGAGAAGUACCCCGACAUCAAUCUGGACUUCCAAGUCGAAGACCCGGAGAGCAUCACGUCGGGUGAGCCGGCCUACCUGCAAGUCAAGAUCGAGCGUGAAGUGGAGGAGGACGAAGAGCCCGACACCACGGUGCAUGCGCCUUUCUAUCCCAGCCAGAAGAUGGAGAAUUGGUGGCUGGUGGUCGGCGAGGAGAAGACCAAGAACCUGCUGGCUAUUAAGCGGGUUACUAUUGGUCGGCAGCUCGAGCUACGCCUGGAAUAUGUGGUGCCCACGCCUGGCGAGCAUGAACUGACGCUGUACUUGAUGAGUGACAGCUACGUUGGUGUGGAUCAGGCGCCGACGUUUACGGUGACUGCGGCGGAGGGGAUGGAGGAGGAUGAGAGUGGAGAGGAGGAGGAAGAGUGA
Penicillium riverlandense is the source of this 6621-nucleotide messenger RNA. Its product is annotated as ATP-dependent RNA helicase BRR2. NCBI's taxonomy places the organism in Eukaryota, Fungi, Ascomycota, Eurotiomycetes, Eurotiales, Aspergillaceae. The record is from RefSeq and is a predicted model, not a curated record. The transcript has 2 exons. Bases 1 to 6621 code for a protein of 2206 amino acids. Gene Ontology annotation, molecular function: ATP hydrolysis activity; nucleic acid binding; ATP binding. Gene Ontology annotation, cellular component: nucleus.